AUGAAAGACAAGAUAUUUUCCUUUCUUGUUGCUGUCAAUUCAAAGCAAGCGAGUGUCACUUCAUGGCAAACGACUCUCUUGUCCAUGUUUCGAAAUGCCUUUGUAUUGUAUGUGAGUAUGGUUCUGUCAUCAAUUCCAUCCACUCUGAAUGAAGAGGAGAAUGCAACAUUAGCUCAACCACCACUCUGGGGAAUCAUUCCUUCAUGGAUUCAUCGAGUCAUGUUCUAUCCCAUUACGUUGGGUGCGGAACAUUAUUCGUAUAUGACCAUUAUUGUCUUGUCAUCAGUAUUUCUAGCGUUGGAAUUAUUCACUCUCUUCAUGUAUGCUGUUUUCUAUCUGUUACACAGUAGGGGAAACAAGUAUUGUGACAAGAUCAAAAGAAUCCUUAUUCAACCACUCUCUCUAUUCAUGCUCGUGUUUACCAAUUGGAUGGUGUGGAUUCAUUGUGUGCCCAUGUCAUCAAGUUCCUCCUCUUCAUCCUCUCAUACCAUUUCGAAUGAAUACUUUCCCUCCAUCACUAUGAAUUCUACUCUCAAUACUGCAUUCAUUGUGAUUGGAUGUGUGGGUGUAAUUCUUAACAUGAUCUUGGCGAUUUCAGCAAGUGCUGUGAAGUGUUUCUUGAGUUUCUUGGUUGCCGUGUACUUUCUGUAUGGUUUACCUUAUUACAAGACUUUUAUCAAUUCGUUGGUGUUUGGAUGUUUGUGUGGUAAAACGUUGGGAUGCCUUGGACCGAUCAUGGCCUCUGCUUUGAUGAGAAAUAUCAUUCAGCAACAAGAGCAACAACAAGAAUACAUUUCUCAGUUGGGAGGAAUCAUCACAGGAGUCACAAUCGCUCUGCAAGCUUUGGGAUUUGUUUUGGGAACUUUGAGUUGUGAAUUGUAUUUGAGAUUUGGAGUGUUAAAUGCGGUCAAAAGAUUUAUGACUCAUCAUCUCACAGACAAACACUCUGCCAUUCAAAUUUACAACACCUUUCAAGAAAACAAAUCCAUGAGAAAGCUCAUUCUCUUUUAA
This is a messenger RNA of Naegleria fowleri, 1011 nucleotides long. RefSeq lists its product as uncharacterized. The coding region runs from base 1 to 1011 and encodes 336 amino acids. The record is from RefSeq and is a predicted model, not a curated record. Lineage: Eukaryota; Heterolobosea; Eutetramitea; Acrasida; Naegleriidae. The transcript is spliced from 2 exons.